Messenger RNA from Lineus longissimus, 2596 nucleotides. Its product is annotated as endoplasmic reticulum lectin 1-like. Lineage: Eukaryota; Metazoa; Nemertea; Pilidiophora; Heteronemertea; Lineidae. Bases 138 to 1535 code for a protein of 465 amino acids. Gene Ontology annotation, cellular component: endoplasmic reticulum lumen. The transcript is spliced from 14 exons. The record is from RefSeq and is a predicted model, not a curated record. Gene Ontology annotation, biological process: retrograde protein transport, ER to cytosol; endoplasmic reticulum unfolded protein response.
GAGUGCGGAGCUGCUGUCGAUGUGGCCAAGAUGGCUGCGACCAUGAAUAGAAAUUUUUGUUUACAACACUCUUGGUCAAAAUAUGCCCUCAAACUCCACUUUUAAAGUUCAAAUCGAUAGCAGCCUGUGAUAGAAAGAUGGUGCAUGAUGUGGAGUACCAAACGUUGUUGCUUUAUGCAAUAUUCUUGACGUGUGCCGCAAAUUAUGACCCCAGAGGCGAUGACAUCCUUUUCCAUGUAAACUGGCCAGGCCCAGGAUCAAUGAGUCCAGAAUUUCAGUUUGAUGAUCCAACCAGUGGCAGUGAGAACAUCAUGGAGAUGAUGACACCAGAUAAUGAAAGAUACAGGUGUUUUCUUCCGAAGCAUGCAAAGGGAAAAUCAGAGCAGGGAAUUAGCGAUUAUUCAGGACCAGGGGCCAUGGACUUAAUUGAUCCCUUAUUUUCCUUGUCCAGUUGUUCAUAUAGAAUUGAGAGUUAUUGGACAUAUGAGUUGUGUCAUGGGAAACAUCUCCGGCAAUAUCAUGAAGAAAAGGAGCCAGGAAAGCCUAUAAAAUUGCAGGAAUUCUUCUUGGGCAAAUACAAGUUGGCAGAUCAAACAUCGCAAGAAAAACAAGCAACAGAAAAGCCCAAAACCGUCAAAGUUGAGGGUUACGAGUUUCCAUACUACAUGGUGAAUAUGACGGAAGGAACAAAAUGUGACUUAACGAAUCAUCCACGGCGUACCACCCUGGCUUACGUCUGCCAACCUGACGGAAAGGGAGAAAUCUACGAAAUAAAAGAGAUCUCUACUUGUGAAUAUCAGGUUGUGGUGUUUACGAGGUUACUCUGCUCACAUCCUGGAUUUAAACAAAAGACUUCUUAUGUAAAUAGUAUUGCUUGUCACUCUGUGGGUGUAGCGCCAAAACGUCCAAAAACUCUUGAUAAUUUAGAACUUGAAAGUGCACAGGGAAGAUAUACUUUGCCAGUAGAACAGCCCGAGACAGGCGGCAGCACAGCAGAACGGCCCAUUGAACAACCUGCUGCACCUCAAGAGAAGCCAGAAGUCACUUUGUCUGCCAACUCUGCCGCAAGCAAACAACUCUUGAGAGAUUUCCUUAAUGGGGACUAUUGUCUUACUGGGGGGAGUGGAUGGUGGCGCCACGAGUUCUGUUUCUCAAAACAUGUAUCGCAGUAUCAUGAUAGUAAAGAUGGCCGAGAAAUAAUUUAUUUAGGGAAAUGGGAUGAAGGUGUACAUAGAAUGUAUUUGGAAAAUAAUCCUGAGAAACGUCCAAAACACAACAACGAAAAACAUUAUAAAUUGUCUUUUAGAUAUGUUAUGCAUUACUACGCCGGUGGUGAUUUGUGUGAGUUGACUGGGAAACAGAGAUAUGUCGAGGUCAAACUCAGAUGCAAAGAGGAUCCUUCCAGACCAACAGCAAUGGCUAUCUACCUGAUGGAAGACAGCACAUGUACUUAUACCCUUGUGGUUGAAUCUCCUGUCCUGUGUUCUCUGAUCGAGGCAGCCGAUAUGGAUGGUAUCUUCCCUAUUCCGAGUUGAGGGGAGACAUAUCUGUGAUUUCAUCUUUACACUGAUUCAUCAUAUCAAGUAUAAAAGUGAUUGGCUAUGAUAGACUUGCCUGAAUCUUAGGCGACUGAUGAAGAUUUUUGGUGGGAGGCAGUUUAAAUAGUACUUUUCACACUCUGACUGCUUUGGAAGAAUAAAAGUCUACAGUGGCUACCAACAAGUAUAUUCAAUCUGAUGAAGCAGUGAUCUUGGCUCAUUGAGGACUGGUGCUAUUUCAUCAAAAUAGGCCUGGUCUGUUUGUUUACUCUGGUGGUCAUUCCAUGAAAAUGGCACACGCCACUGCUGUGUUGGCACCUGAUAAAACUUGAGUUAAUUCUCCCGGGUGACAUCAUCAGAAUGAUAUCAUUGUAAUUAGAUACAAAAGGUGUCUCCAUCAACCCUUGUUGAACGAUAUUUACUUGAGACAAACUACUUUGAAGCCAAACCAUCACAGGUGUUCAGUAGGAGAGUCGGUGUCAGUGAAAUACUUGAGUACUAAAUUGGUGUAGGGUUAUGUACUAUUCAUUUUGUAUUGAUUUCAUUGGUGCAUUAUCUUGUAUGCAAAGUGGACUUAAGAAAGAACCCUUCUUGCCAUUGAUCUUACAAAAAUGUAUUAUUUGUGUUGGUCCAGUCUAAAUAUUUGUUAUUAUGAUAUUGUGAGCAUAAGGAAACUAUUGCCUGCACUAAUUGACAAGAUAGGUUCUGGUCAGUUCUCUUUGCUUUCAGCUUCACUUCUCUUAAUGAAAAAGAGCUAUUUCAGACAGUACUUUUCAAUGUUAGGCUCCCUUUUGCACUCCCUAGGGAUAUUAUGGAGGACACUACAGGCAUAGUUGUAAAUUUAAAAUGCAUCCGUUGUUCGCAAAGUUGGGGAUAGAUGGCAGAGUAUCUUACAUUCGGGUGGUAAUUUGGUCCCAGGUGACAUCAUGUCCAUAGCAAAUCUACGAACCUAGCUAAGAUUUGAGUAAUUUUUUGGAUUGUUUUCAAAGGUUUUCUCAUAUAUGAAGUCAUUUGUGGUGUGUGAAACAUGUUUUUUCAUGAAUAAAACUGUAUUUUAA